Molecule: messenger RNA, 1653 nt
Organism: Paramecium tetraurelia
Lineage: Eukaryota; Ciliophora; Oligohymenophorea; Peniculida; Parameciidae
Exons: 2
Source: RefSeq, a predicted model, not a curated record
AUGAAACCUAGUAAAUCAUUAUUUAAUGAUUUAGAUUUGCCUUUAUGGGAACUUGAUGAAAACCAAAUAUUUAAAUAUAAAGCUUAGGCUUAAUCCUAAACAUUAAACUUAAAUUUAAAGACUAUACUCAAUAAACCAUCUGACGAUAGAACUUAUGAGGAGAUCAUUUUUAUCAUUGAAUAUUUAAUGGGAUUCACUUACUUUAGAAAAAUUAAAAAUUUUCACGGAUAAGAAUGCUUAUUCAGACUGUCAUAAUUUGCAUAGUUGAUUAGCGUUCCUAAUGAGAUGAUCAUCGUUAAAAAAAAUGAGGAACCUAAUGCUUUUUAUUUCAUUAUAGAAGGGUAAGUAAUGCAAGUUAAUGAAGCUCAAUGCAAUGUUUCAAAUGUUGCUGAUGCUCUCUUCGAAGAAAUCCUUACAAAACUUACACCUAACAAAUCAGAAUACAUUACAAAAAAGAAUUCAACCUUCAUUAUUAUAAAUGCCUUCAUCUUUAGAGCAUCUCUUCAUAAAUUCUCACGUUAAGCUAAUCUUAAAAAAACGAUAAAAAUUAAUCAUCCAUUAUUAAAUGUAUUAUAACUAUACGACAUUGAAGAAUUAUCUUCUGUGGCUUAAACAGAAUUAUAUGAAUAAGGUUAAAAAAUUUAUACAAUUAACGAUUCCCUUGAAUUCUUGUACAUUAUUCUUGAAGGAAAAUUGUUAAUUGGCAAAAAAGUUGGAUCUAUAUAAAGGAGGCAUUUUGAAUAAAUUCCAUCUAUUUUAUUGUCAGAAUCAACAAAAGAAAAACCCUAAGUCAAACCUAUUGCAGAAAUAUCAGAAAAUGAUAUUUUUGGUUUUGAAGAAUAUAUUUAAAAGCAAAAUGCUAGGGUUUUUUAAGUUCAGUGUUCAACCAAAUAUUGUAAAAUAAUCAAAUUUCCGCUUAAGAUUUUCUUUGCCAAAUUCAAUUAGGUUUUUAAUUUAAGGGAAUAUAAAUUGUUAUUAGACAUCAUAUCAAAAAGAAAUUAUUAUAGAAACAGAAUUCAUUCCAUCUAAGUAUAAUUAUAUGAAAAUCAAAGCUCAUCAACUUAAAGAUCAACUAAGCCUAUGCAUUAUGAAACUUUAGAACCAAUUCCAUAUGAACAUUAGAUCAGAUCCAAGCCUAGAUCCUUUUUAUUAGAAAAUAGCAUUUUAUUGCCAGAUGAUUUAGUAUCUAAUCUGCAAUAAUCCUACAAAUUAAGAACAAGUCUCAAACAAAAUGAUCAGACUAUAAACUGUAGUUCUUUCACCUUAGAGAAUUCUGAUGAAAAACAUAAAGAAAAGAAAAAAUUAUAAAUAAGGAUAAAUUAUUUAAUUGAAAGAGAAUUACAUAAAAAUAAAUCAUUCGAUAAAACUAAACUAAUUAAGAAAUCAGAAAAGAUGUAAAAAUUACCGAAUGACUAAAACCCUAUUGAAAAAUUGUUAAAUUUAAAACCUGAAUAAAAAUAUGGUAGUACUAAUAUUAAAUAAGAAUUUAUUAAUUAGUCAUUAUUGCUUAAAUAGGCUAGACAAUCUUAAAAUUCUAGAUACUCUCCUUUGCCUGAAAUACCAUCAUUUUAACCUAAACAAGGAAAGUUUUAAUAAAAAUUAAUCCUUAAAAAUGGGAAGGAAAAACAAUAUCUAAUUAUUGAUAAAGUAUGA